Messenger RNA from Amaranthus tricolor (Joseph's coat), 3931 nucleotides. RefSeq names its product autophagy-related protein 101. Lineage: Eukaryota; Viridiplantae; Streptophyta; Magnoliopsida; Caryophyllales; Amaranthaceae. The transcript is spliced from 8 exons. Gene Ontology annotation, cellular component: phagophore assembly site. Gene Ontology annotation, biological process: autophagy; autophagosome assembly. The record is from RefSeq and is a predicted model, not a curated record. Bases 153 to 803 code for a protein of 216 amino acids.
UUUGUACGCCGUUGUAUUUUUUGAUUCGUCCCUUUGUAAUCCUUCCUCUGCAGACUUGCUCUACAUUGGUGAAGAAGCGGAAGACUAACGAAAAAGGGUUCGUAAAGGAGACAUUUAAUCAGUUCAAUUCUCAAUUCAAUCAAAAGGUGCAAAUGAAUUGCGAAGUUUGCCAACUGAAAGAACUGGAAGUGGAACAGUUUGAGAUCGGGGAAGUUUUGAGAUGUAUACUACAUACAAUUAUGUUUCAUAGGGCUCUAGGCCUAGUGCGACCAAAAGAUGUUGAUUUGGAACUUUUUGAUAUCACAUAUGUUCAAUGUGUUGAUUUGGAACUAGAAAAGAAGAUAGACGAAAAGAUUGAUCAAUUCAUUUGUUGGGUAGAGAAGCACCCUAAUAAGAAAAGUCAGAUAUGCCUAUCCUUCUAUGAAGUAAAGAGCAAUAAAGCAAUUUGGUUCUCAAACAAAGUUGAACGCCUGUAUUGGGAACAGUGGUAUAUCAAUUUGAAUGUCGUACAACAUUAUAAACCAAUCUCCAGCAAAUCUCAUGUCUCCAAAGUUGUAGAUUCAGAGGGUGCAUCGGAGGAGAGAAGUGUCCGUAGAGCUGCAAUCGAGGGAUCACUUCGAGAGGUUCUUUUUCAAAUAAUUAAAUUCGUGAAUGAGAAAAAGGAUCACAUUCCACCCAUUCCUAGUCGUGAAGGCAUCUCAUUCCCUUAUGAGAUUACUAUCCCAAGUUCAUCAGACACUACGUUCGGGAUGGAUAUGAUCAAAAGGAUGCUGCAAACAGGCCACCCAACCAUGCUUAGCUGAGUGUCCGAUGGUAAAUUGGCUCAUCUAACUAAUUUAUCUAUAGUAGUUUAGUGAUCCCAAGAAAACAUUAGCAUUUAUGUUCAAUCUCAUCACUUAUGUACAGUAUGUAGGUCUUCAGUUCUUCCAAAAAGAUCUUUUUACCUAUUUGCAUACAUUUAUAAUAAAUAAAUUUUGAAAUUCAUCUCGUAACCUUGAUGUUGCUUGCAUAGGCGCCCUUGUUGCGUCCACAACUUAUUUAGGUUGCUCAAAUUCCUACAUACUAUUUUUUUCAUGUUAAAAACCAUUAUAAUAAAAUUUGUUUGAUUCGGAAUUGUACCAGCCUAUCGUAUGCUAAAGUUUUGGCGCUUUCGUGAUUUUUACCAAGUGUGCUAGUAUGUAUGGCUCAAGAUUUGAGAUUGUUUGACUUAGAAGGCGGAAUCUUUUAGGUUAACAAUUGGAUUAAGGGAUGAAUUUAGGUUAGAGGGUUUUAUUUGGAUGAAUGAAGAUAAGAUAUAAUUCAGAUUGAAUUAUUCCUAAUUAAGAUAGAAGAGUUGGGAUUAACACUAGGCAUUUUUGUCGUAAAAUAGAAGAGAUGAAAAGAAAAAAAGAAGAUAAUUUUUGCACGGGGAUGACGAAUCCUAACCAUCUUCAAAGUUUCACUCAGAUAAAUAAUUUGGAGAUUUUAGGCAACGUAAAUAUUUAAAGAAAAUUCGAAUUUAUUAAAAUUCUGAAUUGAGAAAAGCUAGAAUAUUUAGUUCAUUGAUAUUAAGCCAGAAUAUUUAGAAAUUGAUAUUAAGAUAUAAUUUGGUGGAGAUUCAAGGUGGGGUGAUACUUGGGAAGAAAUGACUUAUGGUUUUGAUGUGACAUAAUCAGAAAUUUAACUGAUUGUGAAUGGAUUUGGUGAUGGAAGAUUGAAGAUUUAAUGGUGGAUUAAUGGGAUUGACGUAUGGAAUUAAGCAAAAAUAUAUUUUUUUGAUGGUUUAAUGGUGGUGAAUGGAUGGAAAAUGGAUGGUUGUUAUGGAAGAUGAAUGGCUAGAAGAUGAAUGAUGAUUGAUGGCGUGGGAAACAAGAAGUGUGAAAUUUCAUGUUCUCCAAAUUAACAGAUUAGAUUAGAUAAAUUUCGGAUCAAGCGAGGGUGAAUUUUACUCACUCCUAAUUAUGAAAGGGUUAAGGAAGAAAUAUUGAAAAAACACAAAUUCUAAUUUAUAACAAACUGACAUUGAGUUUUAUUGAUUUGUUAAAGCAAGUACCAAUAAUCUUAAUGAUGACGUUAACUUUAAACAUAUAAUCGAACAUGCUUUGUCUUGUACUUUAGAGAGGGUCGAUAAAGAUGUGUUGAAUAUGGGUGAUUUAACGUUUGGAACGAUUCAUAAGAGUUGCUUGCUCAAAGCAACAAAUAAAGAAGCAGACUGUGAGUGGCUCGAUCAACCGCUCGAUCGAGUAAAGUCUUGCUCGACCGGUCGAGCGGUGUUGGCUCUGUCGAGCAAAGUGUCCAGAACAAGUCAGUAGCUUCACUGGAAGCUUACUCGACCGAGCGAGGUAGUGGCUCGGUCGAGCGGAAGUCCAGCAGACUACCUUGGAUCCUGUUUUUGGUCAGAAUUUAUAAUGACUAUGCAAUAAUUUGGUGCAUUACUCUAUUGUUUAUUGUCAUGGUUAAUUAGAUUGUUAAUUGGGAUGUUACAUGUGAGUUUAUGGUGAGGAUUCAUCACUCAUAGUAACAUUCACCACAAAACACACAUAUUGUUGAGAAGGCUAGUGCAUUGUUAGAAACUUGAGAGUGUUCUUACUUUGCUUUAGUAUUUGUGGUCUUGAGAGAUUGUUCUCAAGAUAAGGGAGGUUUAUUAUACUUGUAAUUGUUGAAUUCAUUAUAAUAAACUAUAUGUGAGGAGGAGGUAUUCAAGAUACCGCAUAAACAUUUUGUGUUCAUCUUUUGCAUUAUAUUUUUCAUUUGUUUUUCAUUGUUGAACCUCUUUGAGACUUUCGUUUUUCAAUUAAUGAAAGUUUUAUUUGUAGUGGUACUGAAUGAAGAGGACAAAACUCAAUAAAAUUCUAAUAAAAUUCACGGCCGCUUUUGGGAACGAUAGCUUGAGAUGGAUAGGUCAAUCAUAGUUUUGUUAAUAUUUGUUCAGUAGUUGAUCUAUUCAAGUUGUUGAUAUCUUUAUUCCCUCUGUGAUAGAGUAUUUGCAUAUAGAGCAAAAUAUUUGGGAAUCGAUCUCUACUGGACGCAAAGGUAUGACCUGGGGGUUUCUCUUUGCGCACAUCCCCUCUUUACUCUCUCUUUAAGGGUACUGGUAUGGUCAUCAUCGUCAUCAUCAUCCUACCCAGUAUAUCCAGCUCAUAGAAAAAUAAGGUCAGGGUCUGGGGAGAGAAAGACGGCGGCAACUCAUACCCAUGAAAGAGAGCGCGGCCAAAGGAGCCCCCUGGCUCAAGGAAGAUAAAGAGAUGUGAUUACACGUGAAAGAUAACUUAAAGGCCUAUAAAAAAAAAUAGAACCACUACAAAAAGAAAACAAAGAACUAAUAUAAAGGAAAUGAUAAAAGUAAGAGGUUAAGGACACUAAAAGGUAAACUAAGAGGAUAUCAGUAACCUGCCUAUUUCUAGAAAAAGAAAAAACCCCACCCCUAACCUGCCUUGUGCAGGAUACUAGGAUGGUCCUUAACCUUUUACCUAUUGAUAUUUUUAAGGUCAAAAUUAAUUAUUUUUUAUAAGUUAUAAUUGAUCAUAAUUUAUUAUUUUAAGAUUUUAAAUGAUCAUUUUUGGAUUAAAAUUGAAAUUUUUUAUAACAAAGCAGCCAUAAAAUCUUGAUCAUUUCUAGGAGUAUUAAUGAAUUAGUUGACAAACAUAAUUCGAGAUCAACAAUUCCUCCGCCUUCACAUCGAGGGUAAGCAAACACUACACCAACAACUUUAUUUCCAAAUCCAUUAUGAACAGAUCUGUUGGGGGAAGAGCAGUUCCACUAUAAUCGAUCGAUGACUAAAAAGUACAAGUACUCUUAUGGUUCCAUAAGAACUAUUAUGUUACAUCGAAUAAGAAUACUUAUAAUGUGCAAUGUUUUAUCCCUAUUAUUAACAGUGUUAUUGACCAUUCAUUUGUUGUUUGAAAUUUAAGCAUAGAAUAGUUUCAUUUUAUUACCUCCGUUCUGAAAUUGU